CUUUGCCCUUGAGGCGGCCGCUUUUGGUGGCGGGGUAUUGUCCGUGAGGAGCUCAGCUGGGUACUCGUGAGCUUUGGCCGUGCGCGCGAGCCACGACGCUACCGCAUCUGUGUCCUAUUUGUAUUGCCGGUAGGCAUUGAACAUCGACGGUGGCAGCAUCUUGAAUUCUUGAUUGAUGCCUAAUGGGUGUGGUUGAAAUUCCGGCUCGCCAAAUCCCCAGGAACUGAGGAACAGUUCAAGUCCAAAGUCCAAAGACUCCAAACCUCCAGCCUAAACACCGGCCGACUGUCGCUGCAAUGACUUCUGCCUACGAUCUCAUCGGCCAGCAUUCCUCUAAUACCCUCUAUAACCCAGAAUAUGUGUCUUACACGGAUAAAGAAUGGGCCCGGCCAUACCCAUCGAUGCAAAACCUCAUUGUUCACACAACCAUCGACGAUCAGGACAUCGUCCACGCUACUUUCGAUCUUGCGUUCAUGCCUCUUGAUAGUGACGAAGAGAAACGUGCUGCCGAGCCUGCCCUUGCACCAAACAAGCGGUACUGGAUGCUCGAGACGGAGGCUGACGUGGAGCACUGGUGGCACACAGAAGUCUCCGACAUCGUGAUGGCGGCGUGGGCCAGAUAUCCCGCCAUCGUUCAAACCUGCCACACCAAGCCUCCAAGCGAGAUCCACAUCUCGGAAAACGUGGACACGACCUACGGCGUGUAUUUCGGCAACUGGCGAUAUCCCGUAGCAAUCGGGGAGAUCAAGAGAAACCUGAUCAAGAAGAAGGAAUGGCAGACUAAUAGCUUGCGUGAUUCACAGCAGAAACUGGCGCGUGAGCUCCGCGGGUAUGCCGAUAAGUAUCAAUGUCCCCAAGUCUUCUGCUGGGACGGCCGAACUUUGUUGGUGCUCCAGUUUCGGGCCCAUAAGCUCGAGCACAUCAGGAACGCAGACUGCCCAAUCGACUGCUGGGUCAUCCCCGUCCAAGGAUCUAUGUGCACCUUCUGGUACGCACUCUACAGGCUCAUGGUUCAGGGAUUCCGCAGGUGCCAGGGGGUCGUUGCGGCCAAGCCUCUCCGUGUUGGCACCUUACAAGAGCAUGGGCGAGAGUUUUUCACCGGGCGUCCGAUCUGGAUGGUUGACGGCCACUCUGGUACCAAUCAUCCAGAUGAUUAUGUUCGGGUCGUCGAUGGUGCCACUGGGGGUUUGUUCUGGAGUCACGAAAUGGUUGAAGAUUCGGUGUGGGAAACCGAAGCUUUCUGGCGCACACCAGACCAAGUGUUGAACCAGUAAGACCUUUGCGGUCUUUAUGUUCAGCAUGGCUUUCACGCCCUUCCACAUAUCUGGCUUGGCUGGGCGCUUCACCUUCUUCGCCCCCUUCACCUCCUUCACUUCCUUCACGCUCUUUUCUCUGCCUGACCUCUGCACACUACAACAGAAUUUUUUUCCUGGUGAGCUGAUUCGUGGUCAACGGUCUUUUAUGGGCGCUUUCUUCUAUA
Chaetomium strumarium is the source of this 1480-nucleotide messenger RNA. RefSeq lists its product as uncharacterized. The record is from RefSeq and is a predicted model, not a curated record. The transcript is spliced from 2 exons. NCBI's taxonomy places the organism in Eukaryota, Fungi, Ascomycota, Sordariomycetes, Sordariales, Chaetomiaceae. Bases 297 to 1274 code for a protein of 325 amino acids.